Molecule: messenger RNA, 1446 nt
Organism: Emericellopsis atlantica
Lineage: Eukaryota; Fungi; Ascomycota; Sordariomycetes; Hypocreales; Bionectriaceae
Product: pyridoxal phosphate-dependent transferase
Exons: 2
Coding region: 1-1446 (481 amino acids)
Biological process (GO): biosynthetic process
Molecular function (GO): L-alanine:2-oxoglutarate transaminase activity; pyridoxal phosphate binding
Source: RefSeq, a predicted model, not a curated record
AUGACGAGAUUGACGGUCGACAACAUCAACCCGCACGUGCGCGCGGCCAAGUACGCCGUUCGCGGUGAGCUGGCCGUCAAGUCGGAGGAGUUCAAGGCCCUUGUCGCAAAGGGCGAGGCCCAGAGCCUCCCCUUUGACGAUGUGAUCAACGCCAACAUUGGCAAUCCCCAGCAGCUGGAUCAGAAGCCCAUUACCUUCUUCCGCCAGGUGGCCAGUAUCCUAGAGAACCCCCAGCUGCUCGAGAAGGAGGAGGUCCUCCUCAACGGGCUGGGCUACAAGUCCGAUGUCGUCGACAGGGCCAAGUGGUUGCUGAAGCACGUCGGCUCCGUGGGCGCCUACAGCGCGAGCAAUGGUGUCCCCGCGAUCAAGGAGAGCAUUGCCAAGUUCCUCGAGAGGCGCGACGGCUUUCCCGCCAACCCGGCCAACAUCUACCUGUCGGCCGGUGCUUCGUCUGGUGUCAACACCCUCCUACACACCAUCUGCGCCUCCCCCAACACCGGUAUCCUGGUCCCCAUUCCCCAGUACCCUCUCUACACGGCGACGCUCUCUGUCCUCGAUGCCACCUGCGUGCCGUACUACCUCGACGAGGCCAAGAACUGGGGCACCGACAUCAACGCGGUUCGCUCCGCCUACGAGAAGGCCAAGGCGGACGGGACUGACGUCCGCGCCAUUGUCAUCAUCAACCCCGGCAACCCCACAGGAGCCUCCCUUCCCGAGGAGGAUAUCCGCCAGAUCCUCGACUUCGCCGCCAAGGAGAACCUGGUCGUGAUGGCUGACGAGGUGUACCAGACCAACGUCUUUGUGGGCAAGUUCCACAGCUUCAAAGCUGUGCUGCGCAGGAUGCAGCAGGAGAAGCCGGGCCAAUACGACGGCGUCGAGCUCGCCUCGCUCCACUCCAUCUCCAAGGGCAUGGUCGGCGAGUGCGGCCACCGCGGCGGCUACUUUGAGCUCUGCGGUUUCGACCCCGAGGUCGAGGCCAACAUCUACAAGUUCGUCUCCAUCAUGCUCUGCGCCCCCGUCAUCGGCCAGUGCUUUGUCGAGAUGAUGGUCAACCCGCCCCGCCAAGGCGACCCCUCGUUCGAGCUGUACGACAAGGAGCACAGCGGCAUCUUUGAGGGGCUGCGCCAGCGCGCCAACGCCCUGCACAAGGCCUUCUCCGAGAUGGAAGGCGUCGAGUGCGGCGAGCCCCAGGGGUCCAUGUACCUCUUCCCCACCAUCAACGUCCCGCCCAAGGCUGGCGAGGCCGCCGCGGCCGAGGGUCGAUCACCCGAUGAGUUCUACUGCAUGCGCCUGCUAGAGGCGACGGGUAUCUGCGUCGUGCCCGGCUCGGGCUUUGGUCAGAAGGAUGGGUCGCUGCACUUCAGAACAACUUUCCUGGCACCCGGGACAGAGUGGACCGGCAGGAUCGUCAAGUUCCACGAUGAGUUCAUGGACAAGUACCGGUAG